Messenger RNA from Lucilia sericata (common green bottle fly), 9857 nucleotides. RefSeq lists its product as uncharacterized. NCBI's taxonomy places the organism in Eukaryota, Metazoa, Arthropoda, Insecta, Diptera, Calliphoridae. The record is from RefSeq and is a predicted model, not a curated record.
GUAAUUGUGAACAUUGAAAAAUAUAUCUAUAUAAACCGCGCCUGUCUACUACAACAACCUCAAAUAAAAGAUAAAAUCCAACAACAUCAUAAAGCAAACCAGUAUAAAUUCUACAAUAAAAUACUAUUUCAAACAAAAACAAUAACUCAGAAACAUUUACAAGAAUUUACUAGGUAAAAGUCUAUAUUAAAUUGUAUAAAUGUGUUUGUGUAAAAAUCAGAGUAUAACUAACAAUACAUGUGCAUGACACAGUCUAUAAAGGAUGUGAAAAAAUCAAAAAACAAUGAUGAGACAGGCGUAAGUUAAAUGCGAAAAAAUAUCAUAAAAAAAGAAAUAAAUGAAAACAACAAAAUGAAAAUAAAAAAUUAUAUGAAUAGCAGAACAAAAAAUCUUAGAAAAUAACCAUAGGCAGCUGCAAUAAUAUCAAAUACAACAAUAAUAAAUGCUCUUAAACAAAAUAACCACAAUAAAGCUUCCUCCUCUCCCCUCCUAAAUACUGAUGCUGCUUAAAGUCUAAUAAAAAAAACGAAAUAUUUCUUCUUUCUUCUGUAAUAAAAUAUAAUUUAAACAUAAAAAUAUAUUAAAUCAUUUAAUAAAAUAAGCAAAUGUUUAACAAAAUUCCUUAACUAAGUGCAAAUAAAAAUAUAUAAUUAAAUAUUUCUUAGCCACACCCUAAAAAUAUGCAGUGAUUUGUUUUAAAAAUAUUGUUAAAUUCAAUAUCUUACUCGUAUAACCAAAUAAAAGCGUAAUAAUUGUAAACAAAAAGUUCAUAAAAAUCCUAUAACACCAAAAGUCUUAAAUAUUAUAAUUAAAAUAAUUAAAGAUAAGUAAUAAUGCAUAAAGAUAAAAAUUAAAUUAAUCCUUAAAAGUAAAAAGAAAACAAAAAAAAAAAUUAAUAUCAAACAUAAAAAAUCAACAAAAAAGUAUCACAAAAAAAGCACAACAUGCUACAAUUCAACACAACCAGCUCAAUUUUCUAAAUAUGAAUGAGUUGUUCCUUGUCUCUUGAAAAUCUCUCUCAAAUAUGAAAACACAAGUGAGUAAGUGUUAAAGUGUGUGUGUGUUUGAGUUUAAUAAUACAAAAGGAAAACAAAAUUUCAACACUCUCUUAAACAUUACUUCAAUGUUUGUUUACAUUUUUGUCUAAAAAGAGCGAGCAUAUCCUUUAAAAAUGAAAAGCAAAGAGAGCAAGAGAGUGUUGUAAGUUAACUCUAGUAAAUACAAAAAAAGCUUUAAUACAACGUGUGUUUGUAAAUUUACACUUAAACUAACUAAUGUUUUCAUUGCUAUUGUAAAAAAAAAAACAAAACAAACAAAAUUUACUCAUUUUUUUCGCCCGAAAAGCCAACUAAAAGUUCCUGUUAAGGACAACGACCAUUAGCCGCAGUUCUCUUAUAUCUUGUUUUUGCUUUAUGCAUUUAAUUCAACAUCAUUAAUAUUGAAGUGAAUAAAACUAACAUCAUACUACAAGGAUUUAAAAAAAAAAAUCAUCAACAAUAUUUGUAAUAAAAAAACAACAACAACAGCGUUAUCAUCUACAGAGAAAAGCUAAAUUACUUCGUUUAAAAUGUAAAAAUCAACACGGCAGAAGGCGCCAGCGAAGGACAAUGAUCCCUAUUUUAAAAACGUGAAACAACGAGCUUUGAUUUGCACAGCAAAGGACAGACAAACUUCAAAACUCAUUAAUUUGAAAUUAAAACGACCAAACACAAAUAAAAAAAAAUCAUGACAUCCGAAACCUAUUUGGAUUUAACAUUCGAGCGUAAUACAAAAAAUAUGUCGGGAAGUGGAGGUGGUGGUGGUGGCGGCCAUAGUAGUGGUGCGUCAGGUGUGCCCGGAGUUAGUGUUAAUGUGGCAAGUGCUGCUGCUGCAGGCGCAGGAGUUGGAGGCAGUGAAAAACGUCCAAUUAGACCAAAAUUAUUAAAAUUAAGUGAUGUUACGAUACCACAUCGUAAUCGUAAGAAAACUAAAACCAAGAGCAAAGAUCGUUCUGUUUCAUCGGUGCGCGAUCGUAUAUAUGAUGAUCCAGCUUAUACAGAUGACAUUAGUCAUUUGGCAAAUCCCAUGCGAAGAAACAGUGUUAAUCUUGUAAACUCUGAAAUGUUGACUCUUAGUAGUGCUGGUGUGGUGGGUAAAGUUAAUUCAGGUGGCAGCAGUUCAUUGGGAAAACGCAGCAAAUUGACCAAAGAAUUUCAGAAACUGGCACAAGAAGAUAUUGGCCAUAUAGCGUUUAGUAGCUCGGAAGAAGACUUGCGUUACCAAAGAGCCUCUUCCUCCAGAUCAGAGGCUAUAGGACGUGGCAGAAGCCUGGAGCGUUCUAAUGCUAUAAUAGGAGAGCAGGCAGAAAAACUAGAGAUAAAAAGAAGACCUGAAAAACGCAGUAGCAAACAGAAACGUAAUUUGAGUUUGGAUAACAAACGUCAGCAAUCGCAACAGGAGGGCAAAGAAAAUGAGGAAAAAGAACGUGAUCGACCACCAGAGCCGCCUCAACGUUUGGCCUUGACACGCUACAAUUUGGGCAAGCAGCGCAGUGAUGAGGCCGCCUGGCAAAGACAACAAAGUCAAAUGGAAUUUGCUCAAACGACUCAUGAUAACGAAGAUGUUUUCUCUUUGCACAGUUCGGCCAAAGAGAAUCUAAGUGUGGCUGCCUCUACCUCAGCUUCACUCAGUAAUGCCAGUACUUCGAAAAUGCAAAUGGGUAAACGUUUCCUAAAGGGAGAAAUCGGUAUAAAAAGUUUCAAUUAUUACCUACUGAAAGAGGGUCUGAAAUCUUCCAAGAAAUUUGUGGAAAAACAAAAGAGUAAUUUUCAAUCUUCCACCAAUAAUACUCUAGCUACUGUGGCAAAUUCUGGAGCAGGAGGUGAAGGUAUAUCCUCUAUGUCUUUGGCUAAAAGUAAACUACAAGCCAAUAGUGAGGAAAAUAUCUAUGAGGAAAUUUUUAAAGAUGCUCCACCCAGUGAGGAGGAUGAUGAAAAUCAAAAUCCUUCUAACAGCAACAAACAACAGGCGGCUUCGUCUAAUAUAACACACCAAGCUGCGCCGACAGCUAACGAACAGAACAUAAUGUAUGCCGAUUGUGAGCUUUGUAUGCAACAGUGUGAUAAAGCUGAUUGUGAAUACUGCAUACAACCGGAAUUAGCCUCAAAUAUCAAUCAGAAUAGAACCAUUAAUCAGACAAACUUUAGUAACAGCAACACCAAAGCUAACAACACCAAUAACCGUUUAAAUGUGACCAAUCUUAAUAAUAAUACUUCUGCUCGUACAGCCAUGGAAAAUCAAGUUAAUUCGGCUCCUAUUCUAGAGUUUCAAUCCUAUAAUCCUAACAAUCCAGGUGUAUAUAAAAUUGAGACAACUCCGGUAGCCAUUACGGGAGAUUAUAAUCCAAUUUUACAAUUCCAACAACCUUCCACCCACCAACAGCAGCUGCCUCAGCAGCACAAACACUCUCACGUUCAACAUCAAUCGACUUCAACUACCAGUACCGCUACUACUACCCCCAGUGAUCAUCAUUUGCAUCAACAUCAUUCACAGUUGCAGCACCAGCAACAGACACAACAACAUCAAUCUAUGCCAGCGCAACAGCAACAACAACAACAGCAACAUCAACAAUUUUAUGGUUACAAACAGCCAAAUUUCUAUACACCUCAUAAUCAGACUGGAUUUUGGUCUCAAACUUCUUCGGUUCCAAGACCAAGGGCUUAUAUGGUCACCGGACAUUUUCCCAGUGGUGUUUCGUCUAUGCAACGCGUCAACACAAAAUCAAGUUCCUCCAGUGAUUCACUGCAGCAACAGCACAAAUUUAACACCUUCACACACAUGGAUGCUAAUUUCUAUAAUGGUUCCAAUGUAGCCACCGUAACUGGAUCUUCUUCGGUCAAUAAUAGUUACUUGCCACCACAACCCUUGCAACCGUUAAUGUAUGCCGCCAGCCGUCGCCUGGGAGGAUCACAAAUUUUGGUCGACAAUUCAAAUGCCAUGUUUGAAAAUCCUUCCCAAAUUUAUAAAUCCGAUUCGAGAGCAUCGAUUUUAAGUGAAUAUUCUUUAUCGCGUAGUAGUGAUACAUACUAUGGCAGUCAGAGAUAUGGUCAUCAUAAUAGGCACUAUGGUACUUCACAUCUAAAUGAUCAUCAUAAUUUUGAAAACUCGUUAAUGUCUUCAUAUGCUACGGCGGCACAGAGACGUUACUUUGGCAGUGCCGAGAGUUGUCGUUUUGGUUAUGAUUGCCGGCGUUGUUCUUUGGAUAGUGGUCCCGGAGCGGGUCUUUUAGCUAAUACCAGAGGUGCUAAUGCAGCGGCACAAAAUAAUGGGGGUGGGGGAUCAGCAGCAGCUGGUGAUAAAUGUACUUUCUCCGAUCAUUGUAAAUAUGAUUGCCGCAAUUGCGACUGUUCCUCGGUGUACUUUUCUUCGGACUUUGAUGAUGUCUACAGUGGUGGUGGUAUACCCAGAAAAACUGCUAAAGGUACAUUACCCUCUACGGGAGGACAACCUCCUCCACCAGCUCUAGAAAACUAUGAUGUCACGACCAGUAGUGAGAAGCAGCAGGCUUUGAAACAAAACAAAUAUGCUCAAGAUUUCUUUAAACAUGUUAAUGAUGUCAAGCGCAGCAUUUAUCAAGCGGAAAUGCAAAGAAAUGGCAAUAUGGAAUCGAUGAGUCCUAAGAAGUCAAUGAAAAAGGAUAACCGUGAUAAGGAAAGAGAUAGGGAAAUAUUGGGCAUCACCACACUACCCUUGGCCAAAGAGCGCAGUAGCACAAAACCUACUCCCGCUCCCAGAACAAGUCUACAGCAACCACAACAGCCACUAAAUCCUGGUCAAACUACACCGCAACCUUUACAAAGACGUUUACCGGUUAAGACCAGUGAGCCUGGCAUAGAGAGAAAGGAAUACGCUUCGUUGGAUCGCUUAAUAGCCUCCAACAAAGGAGCAAUACCUAAGAACACACGGAUAAGUCCUCACAGCAGUCCUAAAGCAAGAGCCAAUACCCGAGAGGCACAUGAUGGAAAACCUAAUGAACAGUAUAUGCCACCAGAAACUACAAACGAAGAAAAGCGUCAUGUGAAAAAACACUCAAAGGAAUCCUCGAAAAUAACAUCCUCAUCCUUGGCUGCCUCAUUGAGUGGUCACCGACGCAAGGAUAUACCAGCGCCACCACCGCCCUCACCGGCCACCUAUGCCGAUUUACAAGAAUUGCAGCAAAAUAUGCAAGACACUUUGAGAGAUGAUACAAAGCAAGAAAGGGACAGGAAACGGAAACGUAAGCAACACGAAAGUGGUGGUAGUGAACAUGAAAAACAGCAGCAGCUUCUACAGGAAUCAGUAACAACAACAAUUACUAAAGAUGAAAAACAAGAAGCACAAAAUGAAAAACAACAAACAACGGAAGUAACUUUACAACAAGAGCAGAAGCAACAAACUGAAACAAAAGAUAGUAAAACAAAGGACCAACAUAAAAUAGUAGUGAAUAAUGUGGAGAAUAACCUGACAACAAUAGAUUCAACAGACAAUACCAAUGAAACCACAAACAUUAAAACAAUGCCAACAGUAACAGAAUCAAAUGCAGCAACAACUAAUAACACCUCAACCACCAGUGCUGCAAACAUAACUGAUAAUAAAAAGCUUUUACCUGCAGAAGAACAACAACAGACACAUACUCUAAAAACAAACGAACAAAUAUCUUUAAAGUUACCCAACAACAGGGAAAAGGCAGACAUUGAUGUUGAGACUGAAACCACAAUAACAACUCCCUGUACAGCCCAGACACAAACCUCAAACUCUUCGCUGACUCUAGUCUCGGUAACAUCCGUUUCAUCAUCUAUUGUUACCGCCUUGGAUUCACAACAACGUGACCCGACAGAGGCAUAUGACGAUGAUGUUUUCUAUGAUGCACGCAGUGAGGAUUCUGGUUGUACUGCAGCAAGUAGCAGUAUGGCUUCCAAUACGCAGCAAAAGCAUGAACAACAACAGGAACAGCCACAAAAAAAAGAACAGCAGUCUUGUACGGAAACUGAAUGUCAACAAUCUACAGAAGCACAAAGACAGUUAAAACAACAACAAGGACAUCAUGAAGUUUCUGAGGAGAAAUAUUUAAAAAAUCUGUCAUUGCAUCAACAGCCAGUACAGGAUGCCAAUGAAGAGGAGCUACAGCAGCAACAGCAACAACAAAAGAACCUUGAGUUUGAAGGACAACAAGAAAAUGAGCAGCAACAAGAACAGACAGCAGAUUGUCAUAAAACAAAUGAGGCAUUGCAGCUGGAGCAGGAGCAACAAAUGAAUAAAAAUGAAGUGAAAAAGAAAAAUAACAACAGCAACAAUAAAGAUAAAACAGAUAAGCAGUUACAAGGCGACGAUAAUGAAGUUACAACAACUGGCAACAUAGAAAAUGUUAACGAUGAAAAACAACAACAACAACAACAAAUCGCAGACAACAUAAAACCCAACCCCACCACUAUUAAGAACGAUGAAGAGGUGGUUGUUGUUGCUGGAGACCCUGCCUUGGAGCUCAAGGUUAACAAACACACCAAGAAACACAAACAGGAAAUCAACGAAUAUAACAACAAAAACGAAUUGGAAAUAAAGAGCAACAACAACAACGACAACAAUAACUCCGCACAAUUUAUUACGAAAGACAACGAUAAAACAAAUAAAACGAUAAAAGAGAAACUUGCAGGAGGAAGAGAGAAGAGAAACAGAUUGAGAAAUCAACAGCAGCAAAUGGAAGAUGAAAAACCCACCACUACCGUUAUAAUGAGCAAAACAUUGCCAGCUGUAACAGCAACAGCAACUUCCUCUACUAAUAAAAAGUCACGCAGCCAAAGACGUUCACCCUCCUCCGCUCAUGGUGCUGGUGGCGGAACUGGACGUGACCAGCCGCAACAUAAAAUAACCACCUCCACUUUGAGUUGUGAUACAUGUUGCCAAUUAGAGUGGUCACAACAAGACCCCUACAAUAACUCACCACAACAGCAGCAACAACAGCAUUCACCACAAACCCUCAAGCCACCCACACUGCACAUUGGCAUGGCGGGGCAGCCAACACGUGUCAGUAAACGUAAAAACAGCAGUAGUAGUGGUAACAGCCGCGAAAGAGCGAGCAAAACAAAACAAGAAAUAAAAACAAAAAUCAUUUACAGCCAAGAAAAACCAGAGAGCACAACCACAACAACGAUAAUAACAACAAAAAUACCACGAGAAACCGGAAUAACGACAGUAACAAAACUAAACAAAACAAAAGAAACGGACACACAAAACCGAAUGAAAACAGAGCAAGAAACCACAAGAGAUGAAUUGACAUGCUCACCUAAAAUGAAAUCCACAAAUGUUGCUGAAACAAAGUUGCUGGAAGAACAACAUAAUAAAGAGGAUUUAGAAAAUGUUGAGAGGGAAACUAAGGAGAAUGCUAAAGAAAAUACUUUAGAAAAUCCAGAUAUUUUAAAAGAAAUUAAAGAAAUCUCUAAGGCUAUAGCAACUCUGCAACAUGAUGCUGAAACAAGUGAUUCAGCAACAUUAGAAGCAGAGAAAUUAAUGCUAGAAAAACAUGUUGCUGAAACAUUAAGUGUUGAAGAAAUGCCAGAAGAAAAACUAGUUUCCACUAAGACAACAACAACUACACCAAAUGUUGCUGCUGCUGAUGAUGAUGCUGCAGCAACUACAGCUACUGCUGCUGAUGUUGCUGCAGCUACAGCUAGUACUAAUGCUCUCAAAGAAGUCAGUGUUUUAAUGCCCAUGGAUCAACAAACAACUAACGAAGCUGUUGUUGAUAUAGAAGCUGCGACAACGUCGUCAGCACUCACUGCCAAUGACAGUAAAACCAAUACUACAAACAUCAGUUGUAAUUCGGAGUUUGCAGGUGUCACAACACACUCGCCGCAUAACAGUUCUUCACCUAUAGUACCUUUAAUCAAUACCCUGCAAUCAUCUCUCUCGCAAGAAAGUGAAACACGUCGACCGCCUUUACAAAGACAAGAUUACUCUUGCCUCGACUCUAGUGAAGCACAAUCGGAUGAUAGUCAUUUGACUAAAGACUCCAUAACACGAGAAUCUCAAAACGACGAAUUAUCUUCUUCAACUCUGGAUAAAAUCGAUGUUAGUACUCUACCCUUGCCAGCUUUGCCGCAAAAAAGACGCACCAAACUAAGAGCCAGUCCCUCGAAACAUCAUCAUUGUCGCAGUAGACAUGAAAGUCCUCAGAAGCAUCAGCAGCAACAACCAGAUUUAAGAGAUCCUCAUGGUGCUAACGAAGCUGCUCAAUUAACGGCAGAAGAAACCAAACAUCUCUCGGCGUUUCAGCAAUACGUGGCUAAGAGAAGAGAAAGUUUAGAGGCUUCUUCGCGCAGUUUCAACGAGAAACUGGAAUCGCGCAGAAUGCAUUAUCAUAUGGGUGGUGGCGGAGGAGGGGGACCAGUAGGUGGUAAUUCCUCUUCGGCGGCUGGUGCUGGCAUUCAUAUGCCCACUUAUCUAUUUGGAGAACAGUAUUAUACCGGCUUAACGGGGGGCUCGAAUCGCAAAUCGAUGGGUCCCUCCUCGAAAGAGGAAAUUUACUUGAAUAAAUCUGGUUGGGUCCAAGUUAACACCAAAAGAGCCAACGAUGAAAAUCGUGGCUAUCGUCGUGCCAAUUAUAAUCAUCAAAAUGGUGAUUUACGCAAUACUAUACGUGUGAUACAAAUCGAUAAUACCAGACGUUCGGAUAUGGCUCGUCAGGCCUUACUGCAGCAUCAGCAUUCUAUGAUGGAACCGCCUAAGUUUGUGAGCAGUAAAGUGGAGGAAUUGAUACAGAGAAAUGAGGCUCGUUUGGGUAAUGCCAAUACCCGAGAUUCUGCUUUAAGGCCUGGUUACCGGAUUGUGGAUCCUCAAUUGGCUUCCAUAUUAAAUGAGCGUCCUGGUUUCUUGCCUGUUAAAAAUCUCAACGAUCAUGAUUCCCCGCCUCCCAUAACACCCAUACUUUCACCACCACCUGCCUUUCAAGAUAGCAGUGCUAAAAUAAAAUCCUUUGAUCGCCGUCGCACCAUAUCCAGUCGUCCGACACCGCAACACACAAUACUACAACCCCAAGCUAUAAUUAACAAUUCCAAUCUGCAAGCUGUCAAUGGUGUCAACAAUAAAGGCAUGGUUUUCUCCCGCUCCUUUGAAUACGACAAUCGUCGACCUACCCCCACAGAUGCCUAUGUCGAAACAUUUUCCCGCAGCUUUGAUGGCAAUCUUACCGAGAGGGCUACCACGGCUCCUUUGCCGCGUGACCGUUCACCCAAUUUUAGCACUCUAACUGGCAAUUCUCCCAAUUAUCUAACGAAAAAAGACUCGGGUGGUGGCAGUAGUGGUAGUUUAAAAUCACGUGAUUCUUCACCUAAAUAUCAAUCUCCUGUGGCCUCUAUUUCUUCUGCACAAUCUCCUCAGAAUCAAAAAACAACUGCCUAUCUAAAUACAUCGGUUAAAGAAGCUCCUCCCUCGUAUAGUGUGGCCGGUCAUUCGGCCUCCAUGACUGCUCAAAAGUAUUCACCACGUUCAGGUCAUCACGAUCGUUCGUUUGAACGUUCAAAAAGCCAUAAUGUUCUGGGCCGUUCUCGUAAAUCGCAAUUCAGUCGUUCCGGUAGUGGCUCAACGGCUGUAAUGGCAAACAGUAUGGGUGGCGUGUCGAGAUUUCGAAGUUUUGAUACGACGGCCAGUCAACGUUUGAAUUCGUGUGAUAGUGGCGCAAGAUCGGAUCUUUACAACUAACCGAACGUUCUCCCAAUCGUGGCCAUAAAAUGGUGGUUUGUGUGGGUCAAAAUCAUGCCAACCCCAACCAGCCGCCACUCUACCAACAAUCAAAUAUGAGAAACAAUCUAAGCAACAUGCAGACAACAAAUUUUCCGCCCACUAUA